Molecule: messenger RNA, 3516 nt
Organism: Ostrinia nubilalis (European corn borer)
Lineage: Eukaryota; Metazoa; Arthropoda; Insecta; Lepidoptera; Crambidae
Gene: inaD
Product: inactivation-no-after-potential D protein
Exons: 19
Coding region: 183-2300 (705 amino acids)
Molecular function (GO): protein binding
Source: RefSeq, a predicted model, not a curated record
CACCGCACCAUUGCGGAUUGACAGCCCGAGCUCAAUCCACGUCCUUUUUUGAUAGUUCCACGCGUGACCGAAAACGAAACGUAACCGAAACGUAAUUGAAACGUAUCCGAACUUUUGGGAGUGCUCGCGUCACUAAACGGGAAUGUUUGAAGACAGAAUAUAAUUGCUACGUCCAGGCAGCGAUGACAGUGACCGUGUCCCCCGAGCGGGGCCCGCUCGCGGCGCAGCGCUGGGGCCCCCCGCGCCGGGUGGCUAUAAAGAGGAGCCCCGGGGCCCCGUUGGGCGUCAGCAUCGUUGGAGGCAAGGUUGACAUCAUCUCAAAUCGAGAUGGAGAAGACGGCGAAGAGAAAGCUAUCUUCGGGAUCUUCAUCAAGAAUGUAGUUCCUGACAGCCCCGCGGGGAACUGUGGGGAAUUGCAGACUGGAGACAGGAUCUUAGAGGUGGAUGGAGUAUGUGUCAGGUCAGCGCAGCACGAGAGAGCGGUUCAGCUGAUCAAAGCGGCCGGGGAUAAGGUCACGCUGACUGUCCAGAGUCUCAUAGCUUGGAAUACAGACUCAUCAGACGUAGACGCGUCUCCACCCGCGGCUUCGCCCGCGAGAUCCGUCAAGAAGUCGCCGUGUCCCACGCCAGUGGCUGAGAAAACACCUAGACAUGAAAUUAAGAUAACAGUAUCAGAACCAGAUCUAGAAAACGAGAAAGAGAUAGACUCUAUCACAGAGAAGGAGUCAGAAAGAGAAACAACAUCAGAAGAACAGCCUGAACCGAAGCCGGUGUACUCGGACUCGGAGAGCAGCGAUGAGGAAGAUGAGAGAGAGUUGCAAGGCAGGACUUACUCUGACAAAGGGGUUGAGAUCGACCGGGCCUCAGCAGGAGCCAUCAAGCGCAGCAAAGAAGAAAAGGAGGCGGAUCCAGAGCAAGAAGACGACUUCGGAUACACGACAAAUAAAAUCCGCAAGAAGUAUGCGAACCUCGGUGACAGCGUGGUGGCGGUCAAGCUGGAGCGGACCCCGAAGGCAGGACUGGGACUGUCCCUGGCGGGACACCGGGACAGGAGCCGGAUGGCAGUGUUUGUCUGUGGAUUGCACCCGGCCGGUGCGGCUGCCAAGGCCUCGCCGCCGGUCAAAGUCGGGGAUGAGAUCUUGGAGGUGAACGGCAUAGUCCUGCACGGGAGGUGCCACCUCAACGCGUCUGCCAUCAUCAAGGGCCUGAUCGGGCCCGUCUUCAAGAUCAUACUGCUGAGGAGAAAGUCUGCGUUAGAAGAUGUAGCAGUAAAACCUCUCAAUCCCUCACAGUUCCCAGUUGCUUUGGAGGAAGAGUCGGAAGACCGCUUCGCUGGCUACAAAGGUGUCCGGGAUAUUACUAUCAAAAAGGGUCCCUCAGGGCUCGGCAUCAUGAUCAUCGAGGGUCGGCACACGGAGGCGGGGAGAGGCAUAUUCGUCUCCGACCUUCAAGAGGGCAGUGCUGCAGAACAGGCUGGUUUGCAAAUUGGAGACAUGAUCUUAGCUGUGAAUAGAGACUCGUUGCUGAGCUGCAGUUACGAUGGGGCAGCAGCAAAACUGAAGCAAACAGAAGGCGUGGUGGUGCUGACGGUGUGCAGCCCCAACAUGAAGGACGACAAGGCUGACGAUGGAGGCACUACUCCAGGUCCGAACUCAGCAUCGAGACCCGUCACUCCUCGGCCCGUACCCUCUCCUGUGAAAGCGGAGCCGCCUCCAGACCCGGCGACGGCGCCGAUCGCGGCCAACCAGGAUACGGUCAUCGAGCUAAGCACCGCCAGCGAGCCGCUCGGAAUUGUACUGUUAGGAGGCAGCGACACGCUUAUCAACGGUGCAGCAGCGAUAAUCCUGGACGUCUACAAAAACGGUGCAGUUGCCAAGGACGGCCGGCUACGCGUGGGCGACCAGAUACGCGACUGCAACGGCGUUACCAUCACCAAGGACAUGGCCCAUGAGCGGCUGUGUCUCACCAUCAAGCAGAAGGUGCCCAAGAUGAAGAUGACCAUCUAUAGGCCAGAGCCACUCCAAUAUACUGAAGUGGAAGUGGAGUUGUCUCGGAAGCCAGGCCGUGCGCUCGGGCUUACAUACGUCGCGCCUGUGCAAGGCGCUGGGGUCUACUUGGGAGACGCUAUCGCGGGCUCCCCAGCUGACCUGGACGGGCGUCUUCAACGCGGUGACUUCCUACUAUCAGUGGACGGUAAGGACCUCUCAGCAGCAGACUAUAUAACCGUGGCCACCACCCUCAAACUGUGCGGGAACAAAACCGCCAUCAAGGUGAAGAGGUUCAAAGUCAUCGCUCGAUAAUAGGCUGGCGGUUAUCGCUACUCGGCGAUAGAUGGCGUUAUUCGCUAUGUAAAUGACGCUACUGAAACAAUGAAAACCCCUGUGGGUCUAGACAAAGUGCAAAUUAUAAUCGCAAACCAGUCGAAAAGUGGUCGAAAAGCCCCUUUUUUGUAUGGAGUUUUGACGGAUUCGAUUUUCGAUUCGAUCAAAAAGUGCGUUUUGUCUAGGGGAGCUGAUAUAGUUCCAAAAUACUGAACUGUCCUAUCCAUGACAUUGACAGCGGGGCGCCAUCGUCAAUACCGGAUCGCUAGUUCCGAUUUUUGCCAUGUUGGAAACCAUAUAGUUGAACGAUGGUAGCGCCCCCCUGUCAUUGAGUUUGGUGGGUCAGUUCAGCGUGGGUCAUCUAUAGUAACUGAUGCCGUUAUAGCCAAUUAUAGCUUGAUUCAAGAUAAGAUCAAGUCAAGACACAAAGUUUUAAUAGUCUUUGGGUUUUAUUCAACUCAUAAAGUGAAGAAUAAACAUGACUAGCGUCAUCUAUCUCUCAUAGCGUUUCAGUUACAAGUGUUCGAGCUUGGUGGGAAGACUGAAUAGAUUUUAUAGAAUCUAGGAUAUUAGAAGGUCUCUCCUCAGGUCUAAAAUAAUUUAUUUCUAAGUAAAUCUAUCCUUUUUCUCUCCAAACUCGAACCCUUUGCAACGAUUUUAGUGCAAUUUUAGUUCAAACUAAAUUUUUAUAAAUGCAGGCCAAAAUUUUACUAUUCCUAACUUAUCCUUGUCCUCGUCAGCUUUCGCAAGAUACAUAAGUAAAGUGAAGAGACAAUAAGUAUUUGAAGUUCUUUAACAGAAACACAUUUGUAAUUUAAAACUAAAAAUAGUUUUCAACUAAAAAUAUGAAUCUUUUAUGAGUGCAUUUUCGUAUUUAUACUUUCGAUUUUUGAGAAAUAAAAAAGUAUCCCUGUAAUUAAAACUAAUUACGUAAUGCUAUGGCCAGUAAAUACAAUGUAAUUAAAAAUUUUUGGAGUUAAUGUUAACUAAAUUAUUUUAUAGAAAUUAAUAUAACCAAGGUAUGGAUUCAAUUAUUUAGUAAAUUCUAGGCAUUUUAAGUCGUGGUAUUGUCAAAGAUAGCUGCAGGAUGGAAGAAAAUUUGUAAUAACGGUGCUAGUAUCUGAUUACAUACCUCUUGAGGCCGUCAGUGAUUAAAUUAAUUAUUAUUAUUUUGAUCAAAUUAUAAUAAACUAAA